UUAUUCCGUGUGACCAGGUGGAAAAUGAGCAUCACCGACGUGCUUAGUGCUGAUGACAUUGCAGCAGCCCUGCAGGAAUGCCAAGACCCAGAUACUUUUGAACCCCAAAAAUUCUUCCAGACGUCAGGCCUCUCCAAGAUGUCAGCCAGUCAGGUGAAGGAUGUUUUCCGGUUCAUAGACAAUGACCAGAGUGGAUACCUGGAUGAAGAAGAGCUUAAGUUUUUCCUCCAGAAGUUUGAGAGUGGUGCUAGAGAAUUGACUGAGUCAGAAACCAAGUCCUUGAUGGCUGCUGCGGAUAAUGAUGGCGAUGGAAAGAUUGGGGCUGAGGAAUUCCAGGAAAUGGUGCAUUCUUAAAGGCCCCAGUCUUUGGAGAAAAGAGAGAAAGGGAUAAUCAGUUGGAAGGCCUCCAAAGCCCUGGGAAUGGAGAACCCCACGUCCUGCCCUGAUCUUAUUUAUAAUCUUCCCUGAAAAGCUUCUGCAAUUUGCUCAUUGUUUUAGCAAGGU
Messenger RNA from Propithecus coquereli (Coquerel's sifaka), 504 nucleotides. It is a transcript of the gene OCM, whose product is annotated as oncomodulin 2. The transcript has 4 exons. Gene Ontology annotation, cellular component: cytoplasm; nucleus. The record is from RefSeq and is a predicted model, not a curated record. Lineage: Eukaryota; Metazoa; Chordata; Mammalia; Primates; Indriidae. The coding region runs from base 25 to 354 and encodes 109 amino acids. Gene Ontology annotation, molecular function: calcium ion binding.